AUGUCUUUGGAAGUGUUCACUGACUUAGAUGGUGCUAUCGAGGUAGUGCGGAUGCACUGGCUCGGCCAAGUCAUCAUUGCCUCUCAACAGCUGUGUAUAUAUUAUAGCGCUCACCCCUAUUGGCUUUGCGUUUCCGUCAGCCGUUUCUUCCUGAUGUUACCCAAGGUCCCUACGAAGCAUAAGCGACCCCGCGAGUGGCUUUUUCUCGUCAAAUUUUCGCCAGAACCCCAAGGUAGAGUUCAGACGCUCACUCGUUCGAAGUCCCCUUCCACUUCCUCCUCUCUGAGUGAUGAUAAUGAGCCUGCAAGCGACUCUGAAACGGGCGGGGAGGACUCGAAUUUCUGCAGUGAUUUAUCCGACCGAGCACCUCUUAUUGACCCAUUUUUGGACAAGGCACAACUUGAAGACGAAGUUGAGCGCUUCCAACGAGAACUACUAGAUGUUACAGCGCGCUUGAACCAGGCUAAAACACAGCUAUCCCUGGAACAGUCUAGACAACCAGCAGUUUACAACGACCAGCACUUUCAAAACAAGGUGACAUAUCUUCAAGAUAAAAUUAGACGGUGGACCAGUACCCAUUCUGUCGUGACUAGGCGGCAUACCUGGAAGACAGGAAGUUUCGGCCUUGGCUCAUCCAGGCUCGUGUGUGGGAUACUCUGCAACGGCGGGUAUUUGACACUUCUUAUUCUGACCCACGGUCUGGUUAUAUUUUUUGCAGGUCACGCUGGGAAAUACCCACUAGAGAGGUCAUUUGCGGAAGGUACGAAAUUCCUUUCAGACUGCCCAGAACCAAAGCAAAAGGUCUCAGCCGCUGAUUUAGGACCCAUACCAGACGCAAAGCAUAUCGUGAGUGGAGAGUCCCAAAUCUCUCACUUCUCUUUCAUGGAAAAGGAUCGAAAAGCACCGAUAUGGAAAACUUUGAGAAGAUAUACCGUCGAUAUGUCAUUGCCACUUGAAGUUGGGGGGACUGGACUAGACUUUGACCCCAAUUGUAUGGAAGAAGUCGACAAAAGGGAGGCCAGAAAAUACGUUAGAUUAAUAGUCUCACCUCUGCUGGUGAAGGGGAUAGAUAAGACCGACGGAACUAUCGAGCAUCAAAUGCUCAUGAAAGCUGAGGUUUGCUUGGAUACCGUCUGCAAACUGGCGCAGAGCCACGCCCAGCAGGCAAUGGCACCAAUUUACACUAGAAAAACACAGAAUCUGGCUUCCACAGGGCCACCCUAUCCAUACCUCAGGUACCGGGCUUCGCAUCCGUACCGAGACCCAAGACACAACCAGGAUUCCCGAAGACGGAGUGGUUCACAGGCAACACAGGCAAACACUAUCUCGAAACGUCAAGUUCGCUUCAUUUAG
Messenger RNA from Lindgomyces ingoldianus, 1353 nucleotides. RefSeq lists its product as uncharacterized. The record is from RefSeq and is a predicted model, not a curated record. The transcript has 9 exons. Bases 1 to 1353 code for a protein of 450 amino acids. Lineage: Eukaryota; Fungi; Ascomycota; Dothideomycetes; Pleosporales; Lindgomycetaceae.